AUUAUAUAAUCUUCCACGAAGGAAAUAAUAGCGUGCGAAUGACUCCCAGUCCCACUCCCACUCCCACUCCCCCUCUCACAAAAUAUUUGCUUUUUCCUUUGCCCUCAUUUUCCUCAACUACCACGCAACACCCGGCAUUAGCUUCCACACUAUCUCAACCUCCUCGAUCUGAUGAAGUUGGGACGUCACGACUCUGUUUUCAGUCAUCUUCUACGUCAAGAAGAGUUCUUGACCACCAGAAACAGCAAACUGGAUUCCACGUCACACUCCACCAUGUCGAUUCCGGCAAAAAUCUUACCAAGUUUGAACGUAUCCAGCGGGGAAUCAAGCGCGGGCAACACAGGCUGCAAAGGCUUAGUGCAAUGGCCUUGGCAGCCUCCUCAGACAAUUCCCAGGUUGAAGCCCCAGUACAUGCAGGCACCGGCGAGUUUCUGAUGAACUUAGCUAUCGGGACACCGCCGGAGACCUUCUCAGCCAUCAUCGACACCGGCAGUGAUUUAAUAUGGACUCAAUGCAAGCCUUGUACGCAGUGUUAUGACCAGCCCACGCCAAUCUUCGAUCCGAAAAAGUCAUCCUCUUUCUCUAAGAUAUCAUGUAAAAGCCAGCUAUGCGAUGCACUACCCGCGUCAACAUGCGGCGCUGAUGGUUGCUUGUAUUUGUAUCAGUACGGUGACUACUCUAUGACAGAAGGUGUGAUGGCGACUGAAACCUUCACGUUCGGGGACUCCGAUGAUCAGAAAAAGGUUUCCGUUCCCAAAAUUGGGUUUGGUUGCGGAAACGACAACGAGGGAGAUGGGUUCAACCAAGGUGCCGGCCUGGUCGGGCUCGGGCGUGGACCAUUAUCGCUGGUUUCCCAACUCAAGGAACCAAAAUUCUCUUAUUGCUUAACCUCCAUUGAUAACGCCAAAACCAGCUCGCUUUUGUUGGGAUCUCUAGGAAGCGAGAUCAAUGGCACACAGAAGGCAACCAAAAGCACCACCCCUUUGAUAAAAAACCCAUCUCAGCCAUCUUUCUAUUAUCUUUCUCUUGAAGGGAUCUCCGUUGGAAAGACGCGCUUGCCCAUCGAAAAGUCCACAUUUGAGCUCCAAGAUGAUGGCAGUGGUGGCGUAAUCAUAGAUUCUGGGACGACCAUUACUUACAUUGAUGGCAAUGCGUUCGAUUCGCUCAAAAAAGAAUUCAUUUCGCAAGUGAAACUUGAUGUGGACGAUUCAGGUUCCUCCGGGCUUGACCUCUGCUUUAGCAUACCAACCGGCAAAACUGACGUGGAGGUUCCGAAGCUGGUUUUCCAUUUUAAUGGUGCUGAUUUGGAUUUGCCGGGAGAAAACUAUAUGGUGGCCGAUUCAAGCAGCGGAUUGCUUUGCUUGGCUAUGGGGAGCUCUGGGAGCUCGGGCAUGUCCAUCUUUGGGAAUAUUCAGCAGCAGAACUUUUUGGUGAUCCAUGAUCUUGUGAAGGAGACCUUAUCAUUCAUUCCUACGCAAUGUGAUGGACUUUCACUUAAUUGAUCGCGCUGUAUCUGUUGUGUCUUCGAUCAUUUGUUUGUUGUGUCAUGUGUGCACGCUCGCUCUCAUUAUAUAUUUUUCUUCCUACGUACGUAGCCUGCUUUAAUAAAGUGAACAUUUUCCUUGUUAAAA
Alnus glutinosa is the source of this 1631-nucleotide messenger RNA. Its product is annotated as aspartic proteinase nepenthesin-1. Gene Ontology annotation, biological process: proteolysis. Lineage: Eukaryota; Viridiplantae; Streptophyta; Magnoliopsida; Fagales; Betulaceae. The record is from RefSeq and is a predicted model, not a curated record. Gene Ontology annotation, molecular function: aspartic-type endopeptidase activity. The transcript has 2 exons. Bases 39 to 1502 code for a protein of 487 amino acids. Gene Ontology annotation, cellular component: extracellular region.